UUCACAGGGCUGGGGAAGGAGGAGCUGCUGAGGGCUGCUGCCUCCCCUCCCUGGAGGAAGGCUCGGAUCUGCCUCCUCCUCCUCUUCUGGCUGGGCUGGGCAGGGAUGCUGGGGGCUGCUGCUGCCAUCGUGGCCAGGGCCCCCCCCUGCAGACCCCUCCCCAGCAGGCACUGGUGGCAGCUGGGGGCCCUCUACAGGGCACCCCCAAAGCAGUUUGGGGGGGACCUGAAAGGGGUUGCAGCUCGCCUGGAGCAUGUGGCAGGGUUGGGGGCUCGGGGCCUGAUCUUGGGCCCCCUGCACCCCCAAAAUGCCUCUGAGUGGGGGGGCUCCAAACUGCCCCCCCUGGACCAGCUGGAGCCAAGUUUGGGGUCCUUGGAGGAUUUUGGGGACCUCCUGCAGGCAGCCAAGAAGAAAGGGCUGCAGCUGCUUGUGGACUUGACCCCCAAGUUUGGGGAGGGGCUGGUUUGGGGGGGCCUGGCUCAGCACCCCCAGUUCAAUGAGCACAUGAAGGGGGUGCUGAGCUCCUGGCUGCAGAGGGGGGUUGGAGGCUUCCUGCUGGACAGCGUCGAGGAGCUGCCGCUGCAUCUCCUCUCCGAGUGGCAGAAUCUGACCCAGGCCCAGCCAGGCCCUGAGGGAGGCUCCAGGGUGUUGGUGGGGGGCAGUCAGCUCCAGUCCCACCCCCAGCUGCUGGAGCUGCUGCAGCGCCUUGGGGAGGGGGCUCCGGGGGGUCCCCUCCUGGGGCGCUUCCAGGAGGCUUUGGAGGGGACCCCAGCAGCCAAACUUGCUCCCCAGCUUCUCAGCUUCCUGCAGCCGGGGGUCCCCCUGGUCUGGAGUGUGGGCUCCCCCUGGCAGCACCUCACAAGCCUGCGCCCCCUGCUGGCUCCCCAAGCGCUGCUGCUGCUCUGGGCCCUGCCUGGGACCCCUGCCCUCAGCUAUGGGGAUGAGCUGGGGCUGCAGGACCUCCCCGGGGGCCCCCAGCCUGGACAGGUAUCCUUGACGCAGAUGCCCUGGGAGCUGCUGCAGGAGCCCGGGAACAGCUCGCAGCUGCUGGAGCUGUGCCGCCAGCUGGGGGCGCUGCGCUCCCGGGAGCGCUCCCUGGCCCUGGGGGAGGCUGAAGCCCUGGACGCAGGCCCCCAGGCCUCCGCCUUCCUGCGCAGCUGGGACCAGAGCCAGAGGUUUCUGGUGCUGCUCAACCCUGGCCCCCAGCCCCUCACCCACAUCUCCCUGCGGGACCCCCGGGUCCCCCCCAGCCUCACCCUGCGCCUCAGGACCCACCAGCCCCUGCCCCCCGACCCCCAGAUCAAGCUGGAGGAGCUGCAGCUGGAGCCCUAUGAGGGGGCCCUGCUCAGCUUCCCCUACACCUCCUAA
Molecule: messenger RNA, 1368 nt
Organism: Indicator indicator
Lineage: Eukaryota; Metazoa; Chordata; Aves; Piciformes; Indicatoridae
Gene: SLC3A2
Product: solute carrier family 3 member 2
Exons: 10
Coding region: 106-1368 (420 amino acids)
Biological process (GO): amino acid transport; carbohydrate metabolic process
Source: RefSeq, a predicted model, not a curated record